Stylophora pistillata is the source of this 3389-nucleotide messenger RNA. Its product is annotated as endonuclease 8-like 1. Gene Ontology annotation, biological process: base-excision repair. The record is from RefSeq and is a predicted model, not a curated record. Gene Ontology annotation, cellular component: nucleus. NCBI's taxonomy places the organism in Eukaryota, Metazoa, Cnidaria, Anthozoa, Scleractinia, Pocilloporidae. Gene Ontology annotation, molecular function: DNA N-glycosylase activity; zinc ion binding; DNA-(apurinic or apyrimidinic site) endonuclease activity.
CUAAGACUCUAAGGACGAAAAUGAGGUCUCAAGUACAACUUUUAAAAUAUCUUGACGCUUCGAAUGAGUUGGUUUAUUCAAAUGGUCAAAAACAAGCUUCGUUGCAUGUGAAGUAACCUUGCAGCUUCUGAUAUCUUUUAAUGGUUUACCUGACUCCUCCAGCCAAUCAAAUAACCAGAAACCAUCCCUCCAAGGUGGGAGAUGAGGGAAGGAGAUCAAACGCACGUGAACUGCAUGUGCACGAUCUUUCCAUGCCUUUAAAGGAGUUCAGGAGAACAACUUAGCCAAAGGAAGGCUAUUUUCGGCAAUGCUUUACCCAAGUUCCGUAUAUCGUACCUGUUCUUCAUACAAGGAGAUAUAAAAUAUAAAAUUAUAAAAAAUGAGGCCGUUGAGCCCUUCGAAUCUUUUGUUUGCGAGAACGUUUUCAUUACACGAGUUGGCAGCCUCUCCUUUGACUGUCACGCAGCACGUCGCGUGACACUCUAAAGAAGACUUGCGUUGAAGACUGGCUAACUUGUUGCUGGAAAUUUUUUGUAGAGCUGGUCAUAUCUGUCCUCAAAGCGAGGUAGACUCUGCGGGAAAGGGCGGUUUUUAUGAAUUUUUUGUCCCUCUUCUGUCUAGUUUCAACGGAAAGUUGGAGGGUAUGGCGACUUAUAACAACAAAGUCUCUUUAUAGUCACGUGGAGAGUAUUCCAAAAUGCUCUGAUUACUGGGCUGAAAGGCCUGGGGGAUUUUGCACUUCUGAUACGAUCAUUACAUUUAGCGGUGAAUGUCGUUCCAGUUUAGAAGGUAUUAGAGGAUUUCAUCAUGCCAGAAGGACCAGAACUUUACAAAAACAGCCAAUUCGUGAACAAGGUUUGUAAAGGACUCAUUUUCAGUGGCAAGAUUGUGAAAUCAGCCGUUAGCACCAAAAACCCAGAUGUUUCAUUUCCCACCAUGUGUGACUAUUGCAUAACCUCAGAAUCCAGAGGUAAAGAAACAGCGCUGAUUUUAACUUCAUUGAGCUCCGAUGGUGACGGAAAUCAGACAAAAAGAGGAAACAAUUUCGAAAAGCAGAGAUUGAGGAUUCUUUUCCGAUUUGGAAUGUCUGGAAAGUUUACGUUUGGUGCAGUAAAAGACAUGCAUAAACAUGCUCACUUGAACUUCUUUACUAAGGAGAAACCAGUUAUGGUGCUGAGUUUUGUAGAUGUUAGAAGAUUUGGUCGGUGGGAAGUAACAGAGAAAUGGUCUGACAAUCGAGGGCCUGAUCCAAUGUUUGAAUACCAAGAAUUCAGAUCAAACAUUCUUGAUAAUCUAGAAGACACAGUGUUCAACAAACCUCUUUGUGAAGUCAUGCACAAUCAGAAGUAUUUUAACGGAAUUGGGAACUAUCUUAGAGCUGAGAUCAUUUUCCGGGCUGCUGUUCCUCCAUUUAGCUCUGCAAGAUCAGUGCUGGAAAAGCUUCUAAUAAAGCAGGAGGAAGGCAUAUCCAAGGUCUCUAAAGGAAAAAAAUGUCAAGUUGAUCAUCCAGACUUUCUAGAACUUUGUAAUUUAGUACCCAAAGAGGUUAUUAAUCUGCCAUAUGAACCCUCAGGAAACUAUUCAGAUUAUUCUGCAUUCAAUGAGUGGCGUCAAUGCUAUUACAUUCCAGAGAUGAGGAACAUUGUGGACCACGAUGGAAGAACCAUUUGGUUUAAGGGUGAAGCUGGACCUUUGGUCCCUAAAGAUGCCAAAUCAAGAGGGAUGCACGCUCUUUCUAGAAAGAGGAAGACAGAGAAGGUUAAAAAAGAAAUCAAUGGAGAUGUGGAAAUUAAAGUGGCAAGAAAAGAUCAUGCUCCACCAAAGAAAAAGAAAACAAAGAAAUCACCAAAAGCCAUAGUGAAAAAAGGUAAGAGCUCUCAACAGGUAUCGUUUCUAAAGGACACUGUAACCCUGAAGAAAAAAGUGGACACCUUUUUGAAAGAAGAGGGGGAAAUGAAAAUUAACUCAAAGCAUUUCAUUUUCUGUUGCAAUUAUUGCUCAAAAUUUGUUUUCUUGUAUAAAGACAAUCUAUUUGGGCACUCAGAGAAGGGCAUCCUCUUGUGACGGAGUGGGGGCUUCUGUGAAACUGAUGCUUGCCACUUGCAUUUCUCUGUGACUUCUCACCUAGCUGCUUGAAAGCCUCAAGUGCCCUGCCAUACCAUUACCCUCCUUCUGUACUUCACUGAACCUAUCUAAUUUCUAUUCUUCAUCCCAAUCCAAACCCCCUCUUUCAGAAUGCCCCAUACCUAUAAAUCCUGUCUGUAGGAGGGGCUUCCGGAAAUGACAACCCAAAGGACAAACUGGGAUUCAGUUUUUUUAGUCAGACACUCUAUUUCCUCGGUAUUUUGCUUUUUUGUUCUUCAUGUCUAGAUCCGAAAAAGAAAAUGGUUGUUAGAAAAAAGAGCAAAGAGAAGAAAUCUUCUGGAAAGAAGCAGACCGCACCUGUCAGAAGAAGCCUUCGUCUUAACAAAGAUGUUUGCAAGUAACCCAACUAUCCAGAACACGCUGGCAAGAUGCUCUGUGCUACAAUUAUUCGUAUUUACUACAGGAGGGAACCUUUCAUCGUUUUAUUUCAACUGUGUUCAAAUUUUCAGUGAAUAAGAGCCAAACGGAAGAAACACUGAGGAAAAGGGGUGAAAACCAUCUUGGCAUGAAAGCUGUUUGCUGCCAAGGCUGCCAUAAACUCAAAACCAACACGAACUCACCCAAAUUAUUCUAGGGUCAGAAAUUGUUAGACGCGGAAAUUCACUUCUACAAGUUUGUGUUCGUAUAAAUUUUAUUACAAACAAUAGCUAAACGUAACACCAAAAGCAAAUAGUAAAGCGCAAAAUAUUCACCUUUCAAAACAGAUUUGCUAUUUGUUACAGGAACCUUGAGGGAUUUCACAUUAGUCUUGGGGAAAAAAUAAAAUCAGACUUCACUUUGGAAUCAAACGAUGAGUUGAAUUAAUAUUAGUCUCUUUAGCUCCAGCAGGUUUCCAACAGCAAAGAUUGUUCGCUGUAAACAUUAGCAAACAAAAUCUUUAAACAAAGGUAAACCUGCUGGGUAGAGUUUUGAUGUUCAUAAAGUGUACAAGUAAGUCAUCUGGUUCUAUAAAUAUCGUGUUUGAAGAGUUUUUCGCGAACAAGUCUUAGACUUAAAAACCUGAUAAGUAAGCUUUAGGCCAAGAAAAGUUGCUUAAGAAAACUGUGUCACAUUUUUUCCAGCUACUUCGCGAAGGAAAGUUGCCUGAGUAAAUGUGAUAUUGUAAAUACUUCUUUAGUAUCUCCCAAGGCUGAUGCCGAAAGUGAAACAUUCGCUUAAGGUGAAAUGUAACUCUUAGUGCGUUGUAUUAACAUGAAAAACACAAGGCACGGAACCUACAAAAUACGAAGGCGUUUACAUCUUAA